This is a messenger RNA of Mytilus californianus (California mussel), 2287 nucleotides long. RefSeq lists its product as uncharacterized. The coding region runs from base 254 to 2182 and encodes 642 amino acids. The record is from RefSeq and is a predicted model, not a curated record. NCBI's taxonomy places the organism in Eukaryota, Metazoa, Mollusca, Bivalvia, Mytilida, Mytilidae. The transcript is spliced from 2 exons.
GGAAUGGUCACGAGUAUUUGUUUAUCGAACCAAAAAUUUUAAUAUAUUUAACUAUGAUUGAAUACUGGAUUAUUACUAAAUUGGAACUUUUCAGAUGUUCAUUUGUUUGAAAAAUGAAGAAAAAAAAUUCCAAUUUCAUUUUCAUUUCAGAGAAAGUUUGCGAAAUACAGAAAGCAGUUUGUUGAUCACACUUAGAUUAUUUUCGGAGAUAAAUCUCGUGUUGUGAGAGGUGCAGGCUUGAUAUAUAUCAGAAAUGGCAAGCAAAGGCAUUCUAGAUUUGAUUGAUCGCCUUAAAAAAAUGGCAAAACCAGUUAUAAACGACAGGAGGCAAAAGAAAUACUGUAAAUACAUAUCUCUGUUUUUAUCUCAUUUUGGGCAAGAACGAUGUAUGGUAGCUGGAAGUACUAAGGAGAACACAAGAUUGAGGCUAAAAGGAAAUGAAGGAGAUUUUGAUUAUUUGAUAAUUUCUGGAAUUUCCAUCCCAAUUGAAUGCUUAGAAUAUAGGAAGAACUUACCAUGUUUUGUAUAUAUUAAUGGAAGUACGUUGAAAAAUCUGUUUCCGGGAGUUGAGCUGAUCGACGGAAAAUAUUUGCCAAGUGACUUACUUAGUGACAUCAGAUCGGAAGCUUUCAAACAUAGUAGAAAUAUUCAUAAAAUAGUAACUCAGAUGGAUUCAACACGUGGUCAAAACACACUGCAUAUUUCUUUAGAUCAUAAAAUUAAACCUGGGUUGUCAUUGGUGCAUUAUGCAGAUCCUAAAUGCCCAGAAUUAAGCAUGGAACAAAACAAACAAAAGAAAGACACCGGACAAAUCAAGCAAAACGUCGAGAAAAAUCUUCAAGGAGAAUCAUGUGAAUUUAAAAAAAUGAUAUGCAGCGGAGUUAAAGCGAUCAGCAGUGUUGUUGAGGGAUGGGAAGAAUUAAACCAGUCUCCUAACACCAAGAAGACUAUUUUCCAUCAGACAUACGAUCCCGUCAUUAAAGCAUUUAAAACCAGUGAAGACAUAUUGCGUCAAACAUCUCAAUCACAUCCAAAGAAACCAAAAUUAGAUUCUAGCAAUGAUCUUUCAACUUCUAAUGAUGUGCCAUCGACCUCCGGUUUAUCAGGUAGAUUAAAUAAUGGGAGUCAGAGAGAAGAAGAUGCUCGAGGGAAUGAUGAAGACGAUGAAGUCACUAUUCAGUAUAGAUAUAAAACAAGCAAAGAUUUCAUUCCGGUCUUUCCUCUAAAAGGUAAACCUAAGUAUUUAGAUGAGUGGCAAAACCGGAAAAGAAAUUGGCCUCCGACAGAUGUGGUUACAGAUAUAUAUAACAGUGAGUUUUUCGUCGUUGCUAAACCUGCCCUUGUGGAACCAUCAAAAGAUAUUGAUUUUUGUCUUGCAUGCAAUAUAGGAGAAAUCAAGUUAGCUAAAGCAAUGACUCAACUACAACGAGACGUCAUCCUUAUCAUAAAAGCCUUACAGAAAAUUUCAUUGCGAGAUUAUACUGAAAUACUGACAACGUUUCACUGGAAAACUGUUGUAUACUGGGUGUCCGAGAUAACUGAAACUCAAAUACUUGAAAACAGAACAGAAGAAAAUAUUCUUCAAUUUCUUCAAAAUGUUCUGAGGUAUAUGGUUGAUUGCUUGUGUAAAAAUGCUCUGCAACAUUAUUUUGUUCCUAGCAAUCUCUUUGUCGGUAUACAUGAAAAUGAAAUACAUGACAUAGUACAGAAGAUUUUUGAAAUUCAAGAAGACCCUAUGAGGAAUUUACAGAAUUUUUUCAACAAACAAAGUACUGAUGAAGUUAACAAAAACUUUGACAUUAUUUCUAGGAGCAAGAUCAAAGAAUUUCAAGAAAUGCAUUCCGAUCCAGGUGAAAACGCCAUAGUCGAAUCUGUCGUUUCACUUCUAAGAGGAUUCGUCAUUGAGAAUAGAGAAGUUCUGAGGAGAGCUUUAAUUGAUGUUUUAACAGAAGCAGUUCCAUUUUUAAUUGAAGAAACCAGGGAACGUGACCCUAACGGCAAGGAUGUUAACUCGCAAAUUAUCCAAGCCCUUUCAAGAACAGAUAGUAUACGAAGCACUUUGAUUGAUGUUGCUGUAUCCUGGUUACUUGGCGAAAUGCAUAGUACUGAAGCACCAAAAGUGGAAGAUUGCACUCGGAAUAUGUUUGUACUUGCGAUGCAUAAAAUUUUAACUGCAAACUGAUGUUAACUUGUAAAAAAAAUUUUCAACUUGCUGCUGUAGAAAUGUCUAUUUCUAUCUUUGUCUGUAAAUCAUCAAAUUAUUAUGAAUAAAAAAUAAUAUAUUAAA